CGCCGGACCAAAUCAUACAUCGUGAUGAUAAGGUUUCCGCAGUCCAGCAAAUGGAUCAGGCAGACUCUCAGCGAGGCUCACCACCCAUCCUAUUCGACCAGCCAAGUCAUGGAUCGCAGGAUGACUCGAGUCAUCUUCCUUGGAGCAACAAGAUAUCUAGCCAAAUCAAUACGGACAUUCUCGGUCAGUCUGAUUUUGUCAACGAUCAAGUAGGCUCUCAUGCGUCGAUCGAUAACGCUCUUCAAACCAACGGCCUCUUUACGCCACCCCAAUCGAACUGCAUUGGGCACUUCUCAAACAAUCUACAGCUGCAACAAUCUCUCAACGCCGCGGCGUCUGCGGACUGUCGGCACACAUCCAACGACCAAGAAACCUUCCUCACAUUUCUUAAAGACGGUCUCCGAAUCAACAAGCUCACGACGUUAUCGCCGCCGCGUCAACCGAGCUAUCUCGAGGAUUCUCUGGGUCACACGUUAUCAGAACAGUCUGCCAAUGCCGCAGCCUUCUCACAAGGCUCAUAUCCGGUCAACAACCAACACUCCUCUAUCACAGAUCACGGCAACGCUUUCCUCGGGUUUGUCGACGUCGUUCAACAAACCAGUGGGCUCGCGCCGGCACGGCCUCGACCAAGUCAUCUCGAGGAUUUCUUGAACUAUACAUUAUCAGAACAAUCUGCCCAUACCGCAGCCUACUCACAAUGCUCAUACCCAGCCAGUGAUCCACAGACCACUCUUAUAGGUUUCGACAACACUGUCCAGCCCUCGUUAGCUUAUUCGAAUUAUCUUGGGAAUUUCCCUAACUAUACAUUGGAGCAGUCUGCUAGUGUAGCAGCCAACUCACAAUGCUCAUACCCAGCCAGUAAUCUACAGACCACUCUUACAGGCUUCGACAACACUGUCCAGCCCUCGUCAGCUUAUUCGAAUUAUCUUGGGAAUUUCCCUAACUAUAUAUUGGAGCAGUCUGCCAGUGUAGCAGCCAACUCACAAUGCUCAUACCCAGCUAAUGAUCCACAGACCAUUCUUACAGAUCCCGACAACACUUUCCAACCCUCGCCGUCGUUUGAUUCGACCCGUCCUGGGAAUCUCCCGAGUCAUACAUUGUUCGCAGAGUUUAAUGAUGCCACAGCCUACUCACAAAUUUUAUAUCCGGCCAACAAUCUACAAGCUACUCUCGCAGAUCUCGGCAACGUCCACCAAACCUCGCCGCGCUCUUAGUCGAGCUGCCAUGAAGCCUGGGAGAACAAUACUUUGGCCGAAUGUGUCGGACAUUCUUCUAUCAUUAUUCCUUUGAGCCUGGCCUUGACAGAA
Molecule: messenger RNA, 1307 nt
Organism: Hyaloscypha bicolor E
Lineage: Eukaryota; Fungi; Ascomycota; Leotiomycetes; Helotiales; Hyaloscyphaceae
Exons: 1
Coding region: 51-1214 (387 amino acids)
Source: RefSeq, a predicted model, not a curated record